Molecule: messenger RNA, 2157 nt
Organism: Histoplasma mississippiense
Lineage: Eukaryota; Fungi; Ascomycota; Eurotiomycetes; Onygenales; Ajellomycetaceae
Exons: 7
Coding region: 1-2157 (718 amino acids)
Biological process (GO): protein ubiquitination; SCF-dependent proteasomal ubiquitin-dependent protein catabolic process
Cellular component (GO): SCF ubiquitin ligase complex
Molecular function (GO): ubiquitin protein ligase binding
Source: RefSeq, a predicted model, not a curated record
AUGGGGUUAUCCCACGUCAAACUCCCAGGCCGCCUUUCUCGCAGUUCAGCAACCUCACAAAGGGAGAGUCCAGCCAUGCCUCCUUCCGGGAUCCAAACUCCUCAUAAAGACGAUAUUGAAGAAACAUGGGCGUAUCUUGAAAAAGGCGUCGAGCGGGUCAUGACCCAGUUAGAGGGGGGAAUUGAUAUGCUUACCUAUAUGGGUGUUUACACUGCCGUUCACGACUUCUGUACCUCACAAAAAGCUAUUUCAUCACCUGGCAGCCCAGCUUCCCAUGGUAGUCAUCGCGGAGCGCACCUUCUUGGGGAGGAGUUAUAUAAUCUCCUGGGCAUAUAUCUAUCCCGCCAUCUCAAUGAUGUCUAUGAAACCUCCCUAAACCAUUCAGACGAAGCGUUGUUGGCCUUUUACAUCCGGGAGUGGACUCGUUACACCACUGCAGCGCAGUACAUCAACCAUCUUUUCAAAUAUCUUAACCGCCAUUGGGUCAAAAGAGAAGUCGAUGAGGGGAAAAAAGAUAUUUACGACGUUUACACCCUUCAUCUAGUAAAAUGGAAAGAAGAUUUCUUCAAGAAGGUGCAAAAGAGCGUAAUGGAUGCCGUGCUGAAACUUGUCGAGAAACAACGGAAUGGUGAAACGAUUGAACAGUCCCAGAUUAAAAACAUUGUCGACUCAUUCGUCUCGCUUGGACUCGACGAGAACGACAGUACCAAAUCUACCCUCGUGGUAUACCAGUUCUAUUUUGAAAAGCCUUUCAUAGAGGCUACCAAAGUCUACUACGAAAACGAAUCGAAACGAUUCGUAGCUGAAAACAGCGUGGUGGAGUAUAUGAAAAAAGCAGAGUCUCGCAUCGAUGAAGAACGAGCCCGAAUUGACCUCUAUCUUCACCCCGACAUUACCAAAAAUUUAACCGAAACAUGCUUGGAAGUCCUGGUGGCUUCACAUUCGCCGCUGCUGCGGGAUGAAUUCCAAGCUCUCCUGGAUACCGAACGUCAAGAAGAUCUUGCCCGUAUGUACCGAUUACUCUCUCGAAUUAAGGACGGUUUGGACCCUCUACGUAACAAGUUUGAGACGCACGUUCGGAAAGCUGGGCUUGCGGCCGUUGAAAAGGUAGUGCCAAAUGGCGAUGCGGUCGAACCCAAGGUCUACAUUGAUGCCCUGUUACAAAUCAUGACGGUCUUCAAGUAUAUUGAAGACAAGGACGUUUUCCAGAAGUUCUAUUCCAGAAUGCUGGCCAAACGGCUCGUUCAUGUCAGCUCGGUUUCAGAUGAUGCGGAAACCAGCAUGAUUAGUAAACUGAAGGAAGCUUGUGGCUUCGAAUACACUAAUAAACUCCAACGAAUGUUCCAGGACAUCCAAAUAUCCAAGGAUCUCAACGCGAGCUACCGUGAUUGGCAAGAGAAAGUCCUGGAUGAUGAAGACAGGAAAAAGUUAUUGGACCCUCAUUUCCAGAUCCUCGGAACGGGAUUCUGGCCCCUAACCCCGCCAACAACGCAAUUCAUCCCCCCUCAAGAAAUCGUCAAGACGACAGAGCGUUUCAAGAACUUCUACUUCGACAAACACAGCGGUCGCAAACUUACAUGGUUAUGGAAUCUAUGCAAGGGCGAAAUCCGCGCAAACUACAUCAAAAACACGAAAGUGCCAUACACAUUCCAAGUAUCUACAUACCAGAUGGGAAUUCUCCUCCUCUUUAACGAAAGUGACACGCUGAGCUUGUCCGACAUUGAAAAGGGAACAGCCCUCGCCCCGGAAGUUACUGAACCCAACCUUGGCAUCCUUGUCAAGGCUAAGGUCGUCAUCCCUUCUCCAGAGGAUGGCAAACCGUGUCCGGGGACGUCAUAUGCGUUAAACUACAAUUUCAAGGCGAAGAAGAUUAAAAUCAAUCUAAACAUUUCCGUCAAAUCGGAGCAGAAACAUGAAACGGAUGAUACACAUAAGACUAUUGAUGAGGAUAGGAAACUUUUACUCCAGUCCGCCAUCGUCCGGAUCAUGAAAUCGCGAAAGAAGUUGAAACAUGUCCAACUCGUGCAAGAAGUUAUUCAGCAAGUGAAAGCCCGCUUCCCACCCAAGGUACCGGAUAUCAAAAAGAAUAUUGAAGCCCUGAUGGAGAAGGAGUAUAUUGAGCGGCUGGAUGGUGAUGAUUUGGCAUAUAUUGCUUAA